Molecule: messenger RNA, 1509 nt
Organism: Debaryomyces hansenii CBS767
Lineage: Eukaryota; Fungi; Ascomycota; Pichiomycetes; Serinales; Debaryomycetaceae
Exons: 1
Coding region: 1-1509 (502 amino acids)
Source: RefSeq, a predicted model, not a curated record
AUGAUCAACAAGAAGCAUAACCUCUCGUUGAAGUUAAACAAGUCGUUGGGCAAUAUUAUUCCAGAUGGACCGUUCACGCCGUUGGAUCAAACGUUGAAAACACCAAUCGAUUGCAAUCAGCAGGCAAAUUAUUUCCAGGCACAGCCAAAACAAGAUAGUAUUUAUAGCCAUCCACAUUACAACGAAUCGGAUGAUGUGUUGACCGAUAUUGAUGAGCCGUCAUUGGGGAGUUCUAAGACAACACAACACUACACGUUAACCUUCAACAACAAUUUCGACCAGUUGGUGAUGUCGGUGUAUUCUCAUAUCUUGUCGUUACCUACGACAACGCCAUUCCUGGGUACAAUACCUCCUAGUGGAUUAGUGAGCAAAGUAGCCAACGAAGUCAUGAACAACUUGAUAACGCACACCGCGUCGAAUAAUCCCCCGGCGUUCGAUCAGCAAUCGAUCAUUACGAAUGAUUACUUGAAAAAUUAUGCAUACCAGCCCAUUUUCUUGCAGUUGAUACGGAAGAGAUUACUAGAAUUAUGCACAUUCCAAAACUCGAGGGAUAAUAAUGUUAAUAAGUUGCCAACAUCGACGACAGUAUCGAUUACUGUCAACGGUAGCGGUAAUGGUGCACCAUACAACAACAAUAUUAGACAGACAUCUAUUUCAAAUUUGUCGUUAACAGAUUUGAACAUUUCGAACUACAAUGGAAACGGCUCGAGCAACAAUAACUCGUUAAGAUCGAGAUCAUCUUCGUUAAACUUAAGAAAGCAAUCGUUGACGAGAAAUAACUCCUGUAACGGAGGUAGUUGGUUACAUGUGGGUAACAUCAACAAUAUAAGACAGCAGAAUGGCUAUAAUGCACCUAUGCAAAACGACUCGAUGAAUGUGAGUACUGAUUCCUUACAAUCUAUGCAAGACUAUGUACCACAAUCAUUUAUCACCAGGUCUGCUGGUAAUACACCAACCUCAUCAAAUAAUACCACGACGCCAAAUAAUGGGUUCAAUUCCAUGAUGAUGGGCUAUCAAACCCCUCCAAAUUCUAACAAGAGUUCUGUUUCCAGUGGCUCGACCAUAUCUAGUGGCUCGACCUCCAUUCCAAAUCAAAAUAUUCAGAUUGUCCACAACAACAAUGGAGGCAAUUCAAACGAACUAGACUACUUCAACUUUUCUGAUUCUAGGUCAAGAUCCUCGUCCCGUAGUGGUAAUUCGUUCUCAGUACCCUUGACUAUAAAUACUGACAAUGCUAAUUUCCAAGCUUUAAAUUCUUUAAAUGGUUGUGAUGGAGAUACCUUAGACUCGCCAUUUAUGUCAGCUACAACACCAUCAGAGGAAUUUGGAUAUUUUAGUCAAGGAAACGGCUUCCCAAAUACACCUGUAGAUUUAAAUAAAGACAGUGAUACUUCUUCAAACUCGUCAAAUUCUUCUAAUACGAAGAAAGAUUCGAUUAAUUUACCAAGUCAAUUUGGAUUGAGUGAAAAGAAACGAGAUUCGCUUAAGUUAAAGAGAGGUAUACAUUAG